UCAAACAAUGUCAAAAAGCCUCUGAAGUUCGGUUUUGAUGUGUUUUCAAAAUUAUUAGAUUUCAAUUUUCUAAUAACAGCGAUUUGUGCCUAAUGAAUUUAUACUUAAAACCUGUAACUAUUGAAUUUAACAUUCGUUUUGUUCAAAAUGAAUCCCUUAACCAAUAUGAAAAAUGUUAUAAAACUGAGCGAACAAGAACUGCAAACAAAUAAUAAAACUUCUUGGCAUGACCAGUACAAGAAUAGUGCAUGGGUUUUUGUAGGCGGACUGCCAUAUGACUUGUCUGAAGGAGAUAUUAUUUGUAUAUUUUCUCAGUACGGUGAGGUAGUAAACAUUAAUUUGAUACGCUCGAAAGACACAGGAAAAUCAAAAGGUUUUUGUUUUCUAUGUUACGAAGAUCAGAGAUCUACUGUCUUAGCAGUCGAUAAUUUUAACGGAAUUAAAGUGAUGAAUCGGACCAUUAGGGUGGAUCAUGUUUCUGAUUACAAGGUUCCUAAAGAACACAAAAAUACAGAGGAAGAAACUAAAAAAUUAUAUGUAGAAGGAUGUGCACCUCAAAUUAAUGUGCGGAGAAUACCAUCUCCCCCAACAGACUUUAGAGAAACUAUCGCCGAUCAAAUUGAAGCUGAUAUAAAGCUGCCUGCUAGGUUACCUAUUUACCCAAUACGAGAGAAAUCUGAAGAGAUGGUAGAUAUUAAGAAAGAAAAAUUAGAAGUCAAGGGAAAGGAGCAAAUUAAAAAGGAGAAAAAGAAAAGAAAGCAAAAGAAGGAAUACAGAUCUUCCAGUGAUGAUUCAAGUUCCGAGGAUAAAAAGAAAAAAAAAUCCAAAAAAAGAAAGUGAGCCAUUAAAAUUACUAUUCAUUAUAAUUUUUCAUAACAUAAAUAUUUGUUAAGUAGGUCAUAGAAUGUAAAUAGACGCUUUAUUAUGUAAAAUAUGAAAUUUUUCUAUGGAACUAAUUUAUUAAUAAUGUUCAG
Messenger RNA from Anoplophora glabripennis (Asian longhorned beetle), 974 nucleotides. RefSeq names its product RNA-binding motif protein, X-linked 2. Gene Ontology annotation, molecular function: RNA binding. Bases 148 to 840 code for a protein of 230 amino acids. The record is from RefSeq and is a predicted model, not a curated record. Gene Ontology annotation, cellular component: precatalytic spliceosome; U2 snRNP; catalytic step 2 spliceosome. NCBI's taxonomy places the organism in Eukaryota, Metazoa, Arthropoda, Insecta, Coleoptera, Cerambycidae. The transcript has a single exon. Gene Ontology annotation, biological process: mRNA splicing, via spliceosome.